Messenger RNA from Anastrepha obliqua, 2567 nucleotides. It is a transcript of the gene sky, whose product is annotated as GTPase-activating protein skywalker. Lineage: Eukaryota; Metazoa; Arthropoda; Insecta; Diptera; Tephritidae. The transcript has 11 exons. Bases 81 to 1829 code for a protein of 582 amino acids. The record is from RefSeq and is a predicted model, not a curated record.
CAAGUGCAAUUUACAAAUUAAACAGCUAGAAAUUUGUGAAAAUAAUUUUUUUUUAUAAAAGAGCUUAAAAAAGCGCAAAAAUGGUUGGCAAAAUCAUCGCUUUGCGCGACAUGGACAAUUUCAGUCGUCGCAGCAGCGUUUAUGUGGAUCCAGAAUGUGAUAAAUUUUUCGAAAUGCCGCUUUUUAUUGCGGCCAGCACCACAGAUAUGACAACGAAAUGCUAUUGUUGGCAAUACAGCCCAGGCAAAGAACCAGCCUUGCGUUCGUUCACCGAAAUACAACAAUUACUCCAGCAAGGCAAGAAACGUGAGGUGAAGAGUAUUCUGCGUGAGAAUUCAUGGCCUAUCAAUUCGCCCAUACGUGCGCAGCUAUGGCCCACGCUGUGCGCUCAACAUCAGACGAAACAGAAUAUGUUGGAUGGUUUCUAUUGGGAUAUGGUGCAUCAGGUCUUUGGCACAACGGAGCUCUCUGAAAAACCGAUCAUGCUACCCGCCUUCGUCGAUCCCGCUCACUGUUUAACCUAUCACCUUACACGCACCGGGCGCGCCGUAGCCGAUCGUAUUGUGAAUGUAUUAGGCUACGAUUGCCCCGAUAUUACGUACAGUCCAGUAUUGUAUCCGAUUACAUCGAUUCUUUUGCAUUUCAUGUCGGAGGAGGAAGCGUAUCAUUGUUUGGCGGCGCUUGUCGGUAGCAAGGAAAAAGUAUUUAUAAAACAAACCAAAUUACAGCAUGAAGUCACCUGGAAAACGGUGAUGCAAAUUGCCAAAAAGCACAGCAAAAGUGCCGUGACCUAUUUUCAACGCAUCUGCCCUGGCGUUAAACUGGAACGCGUCUUCAUGGAUUGGUGCUGGUGGAUAUUAGCUGGCCUACCAUUUCAACAUUUAGUACGCAUUAUGGAUUGCUAUUUCCAUGAGGGAAUUAAGGUGCUGUAUCGUGUCGCGCUCGUGAUAAUCAAUCUCUUCCACAAAGAGUGUCAAUCCAACAACGAAUGGAGUCCAGAUAAUAUUAAAAAUGACAUUGGUAAUGCGUUGAUUAAAUUCUGCAAGAAGAUACCAGUGUCACCAUCGAAAUUAUUGCAUGCCGCAUUUAGUAUUAGGGGAUUGAGUUCCACAUAUAUCUCUAGAAUAUUUAUGAAGACUGAAAUGAUACUAAAGAGCCGUUCCGUAUUGAAUAGCGGAUCGAAGCAAUUAGUUAAGUCGCGAUCCAGUGAUAAUUUGCCAUCGAGUCAAUCACAAGUCAAUAUACAAAUGAUGUCGCACACAUUGACCAUACGUGAGCGAUUGUACACCGAGACCUGUCGCAAUUUGCUCUUCACACUCUGGUCAUGGCUGCCCGUCAGGAUAACAAUGUAUCAGCCGGUACUGCUCUACACCACAGAGGAACAUGGCUGCUCGCUGACCACCUUCUAUGUGCGCGUGGAACAGCAUGAGCCGACGUUAAUGAUGAUUAAAACGUGCAAUAAUGAGGUCUUUGGCGCCUACUGCUCAUCGCGUUGGUUCGAACGUAAUGUCAAAGAUGACAAAGGCCAACGACAGGCCUACUUUGGCACCGGCGAAACCUUCCUCUUUUCACUCUAUCCGGAACGCGCCAAAUACCCGUGGGUAGGCAUUGAAAAUGAAAAGGAUUUGGGGCAUGCGUCAGAACUAUUUAUGGCAGCCGAUUCGAAAAUGAUAACCAUUGGUGGCGGUGAGGGCCAAGCCAUUUGGAUGGAUGAGAAUAUACGUUUCGGCAAAACGGAUAGCUGCAAAACGUUCAACAAUCCGCCGCUAUGUCCUUCCGGUGAUUUUGAAAUACGUGUACUUGAAGUAUAUGGCUUUGAUGGCGUUUAAGUGACUACAAUGAGAGUUCGGCAUGAGACUCUUUGAAUGUUUAGCUGGAAAAUAAACUGAAGCAAAAAACAAAAACACAAACAAACACAAAAUCCCCGCGCAUAAUCUGCUAUGUACGAUUCAAAGCAAACAAAAUUAAAGUGAAAGCUUAUAGAAAAAAAAUAUUUCAUUCAAAAAUUGCCCGCCGAGAAAGUCUUCUUUUGAAUGAUAAUCAAACGUGCUGAGGAGGAUAGGAGGGGGAGUGUGGAUGAUGUUCAAGGCGCAGUAUUUUUCGUAUAUAUUAUUACAUAUACCUACAUACAUAUAUGCAUUGAAAUGUAAUUUUCGUGGCUAAAUUGCCAACGCGCUAUUUGAUGAAUGUUAGAAGCAAAAAAGAAAAGGAAAUAAUAACACAGUAAUAUAUAUUAUCUAUAUAGUUAUAAUAAUAUUUAUACUUACAAUACAUGUUGUUGUAAAAAAUGCAGUAGCAUAAAACGAAGAAAAUACUCUGUGAAUGGUAAAAAAAUCAAAAUCAAAAAACAAAAGAGAAAAGAAAAAAAUGCAAAAUCUGAAAUUAUGUCUAGUAAAUAUAAAAAAUGAAAUGAAGUUGAAAUAAAAGCACAUGGCGUUGACAAACAAUACAUAGUUGCAUGCCUACAUAUACAUAUGUGCAUAAAUAUUGCAUUGGAAGAUGACAGUUCAAAACAGCCUUGCUCUCAGUGCAGCAGGAUUGGGAUUGGACAAGCAAACAUGAGUUGA